AUGGCAUCCCAUAAUUUCAAAGUAAGUGCAUUCUUAGAGAAUCCCUUUUGGGGGGAGUUGGAGGUGCGUAGAAAAGAGGACCUGUUUUUGAUAGCAAUGCACUUUGAGUUGGAUGUAACAAAGCAGAUUGUGAAAAAAGAGAUGAAAUCUGUAGUUUCAAACAAAUUGGUGGAAGAAGGAUUGCUUUCUGUAUGCAAUUCACCUUGUUUGACUCCUAAUGAGAUAUUGAUGCCUGCUGUGUUAGAGGAAGGACAAAAGGUUGGGAACUUCAAACUGAAAGUGGGUGUAGAUGAAGAUGGGCUUAAACUCUGUGAUGCCAGCUGUCCAUGGGCCAGAAUGCUUGAUUCUGAG
Menidia menidia (Atlantic silverside) is the source of this 351-nucleotide messenger RNA. The record is from the annotation of a GenBank genome assembly. NCBI's taxonomy places the organism in Eukaryota, Metazoa, Chordata, Actinopteri, Atheriniformes, Atherinopsidae.